Acanthosepion pharaonis is the source of this 3666-nucleotide messenger RNA. The record is from the annotation of a GenBank genome assembly. NCBI's taxonomy places the organism in Eukaryota, Metazoa, Mollusca, Cephalopoda, Sepiida, Sepiidae.
AUGUCUCACAUUCUCUCGAUUUCUAUUUCUGUAUUUUUCAGAAAGUUGUCUCUCUCGACUGAUAUUUGUUUCCCUCUUCCACCAGUAUUUCUCCCUCUCAUAUAUUUAUUUUUCUCCCUAUAUUUAUUCCUCCCAUCCACAUAUUUAUUCUUCUCCCUCUCAUCCACAUAUUUAUUUCUCCUCUCCUUUCUAUAUUUAUUCCUCCCACUUCUUCCAGUAUUUAUUCUUCUCCCUCUCAUCCACAUAUUUAUUUCUCCCUCUCCUUUCUAUAUUUAUUCCUCCCACUUCUUCCAGUAUUUAUUCUUCUCCCUCUCAUCCACAUAUUUAUUUCUCCUCUCCUUUCUAUAUUUAUUCCUCCCACUUCUUCCAGUAUUUAUUCCAGUAUUUAUUUCUCCUCUCUCUCAUCCACAUAUUUAUUUUCUCCCUCUCAUCCUAUCCUUUCUAUAUUUAUUCCUCCCACUUCUUCCAGUAUUUAUUCUUCUCCUCUCAUCCACAUAUUUAUUUCUCCCUCUCCUUUCUAUAUUUAUUCCUCCCACUUCUUCCAGUAUUUAUUCUUCUCCCUCUCAUCAUCCAUAUUUAUUUCUCCCUCUCCUUUCUAUAUUUAUUCCUCCCACUUCUUCCGGUAUUUAUUCUUCUCCCUCUCAUCCACAUAUUUAUUUCUCCCCCUCCUUUCUAUAUUUAUUCCUCCCACUUCUUCCAGUAUUUAUUCUUCUCCCUCUCAUCCACAUAUUUAUUUCUCCUCUCCUUUCUAUAUUUAUUCCUCCCACUUCUUCCAGUAUUUAUUCUUCUCCCUCCUCAUCCACAUAUUUUUCUUUUCUCCCUUUCCUUUCUAUAUUUAUUCCUCCACUUCUUCCAGUAUUUAUUCUUCUCCCUCUCAUCCACAUAUUUAUUUCUCCCUCUCCUUUCUAUAUUUAUUCCUCCCACUUCUUCCGGUAUUUAUUCCUUUUCUAUAUUUAUUCUCCCUUCUUCUCAUCCACAUAUUUAUUUCUCCCUCUCCUUUCUAUAUUUAUUCCUCCCACUUCUUCCGGUAUUUAUUCUUCUGCCUCUCAUCCACAUAUUUAUUUCUCCUCUCCUUUCUAUAUUUAUUCCUCCCACUUCUUCCAGUAUUUAUUCUUCUCCCUCUCAUCCACAUAUUUAUUUCUCCUUCUCCUUUCUAUAUUUAUUCCUCCCCACUUCUUCCGGUAUUUAUUCUUCUCCCUCUCAUCCACAUAUUUAUUUCUCCCUCUCCUUUCUAUAUUUAUUCCUCCCACUUCUUCCAGUAUUUAUUCUUCUCCCUCUCAUCCACAUAUUUAUUUCUCCCUCCUUUCUAUAUUUAUCCUCCUAUAUUUAUUCCCACUUCUUCCAGUAUUUAUUCUUCUCCCUCUCAUCCACAUAUUUAUUUCUCCCUCUCCUUUCUAUAUUUAUUCCUCCCACUUCUUCCAGUAUUUAUUCUUCUCCCUCUCAUCCACAUAUUUAUUUCUCCCUCUCCUUUCUAUAUUUAUUCCUCCCACUUCUUCCAGUAUUUAUUCUUCUCCCUCUCAUCCACAUAUUUAUUUCUCCCUCUCCUUUCUAUAUUUAUUCCUCCCACUUCUUCCGGUAUUUAUUCUUCUCCCUCUCAUCCACAUAUUUAUUUCUCCCUCUCCUUUCUAUAUUUAUUCCUCCCACUUCUUCCAGUAUUUAUUCUUCUCCCUCUCAUCCACAUAUUUAUUUCUCCCUCUCCUUUCUAUAUUUAUUCCUCCCACUUCUUCCAGUAUUUAUUCUUCUCCUCUCAUCCCAUAUUUAUUUCUCCCUCUCCUUUCUAUAUUUAUUCCUCCCACUUCUUCCGGUAUUUAUUCUUCUCAGUAUUUAUUCCCUCUCAUCCACAUAUUUAUUUCUCCCUCUCCUUUCUAUAUUUAUUCCUCCCACUUCUUCCAGUAUUUAUUCUUCUCCCUCUCAUCCACAUUUAUUUAUUUUCUCCAGUAUUUAUUCUCCUUUCUAUAUUUAUUCCUCCCCACUUCUUCCAGUAUUUAUUCUUCUCCCUCUCAUCCACAUAUUUAUUUCUCCUCUCCUUUCUAUAUUUUUCUAUAUUUAUUCCUCUCAUCCACUUCUUCCAGUAUUUAUUCUUAUUUCCCUCUCAUCCACAUAUUUAUUUCUCCCCUCUCCUUUCUAUAUUUAUUCCUCCCACUUCUUCCAGUAUUUAUUCUUCUCCCUCUCAUCCACAUAUUUAUUUCUCCUCUCCUUUCUAUAUUUAUUCCUCCCACUUCUUCCAGUAUUUAUUCUUCUCCCUCUCAUCCACAUAUUUAUUUCUCCUCUCCUUUCUAUAUUUAUUCCUCCCACUUCUUCCAGUAUUUAUUCUUCUCCUCUCAUCCACAUAUUUAUUUCUCCUCUCCUUUUUAUUUAUUCCUCCCACUUCUUCCAGUAUUUAUUCUUCUCCUCUCAUCCACAUAUUUUUUUCCCUCUCCUUUCUAUAUUUAUUCCUCCCACUUCUUCCGGUAUUUAUUCUUCUCCCUCUCAUCCACAUAUUUAUUUCUCCCUCUCCUUUCUAUAUUUAUUCCUCCCACUUCUUCCGGUAUUUAUUCUUCUCCCUCUCAUCCACAUAUUUAUUUCUCCCUCUCCUUUCUAUAUUUAUUCCUCCCACUUCUUCCAGUAUUUAUUCUUCUCCCUCCUCUCAUCCACAUAUUUAUUUCUCCUCUCCUUUCUAUAUUUAUUCCUCCCACUUCUUCCAGUAUUUAUUCUUCUCCCUCUCAUCCACAUAUUUAUUUCUCCUUUCUCCUUUCUAUAUUUAUUCCUCCCACUUCUUCCAGUAUUUAUUCUUCGGUAUUUAUUCCCUCUCAUCCACAUAUUUAUUUCUUCCUCUCCUUUCUAUAUUUAUUCCUCCCACUUCUUCCAGUAUUUAUUCUUCUCCCUCUCAUCCACAUAUUUAUUUCUCCCUCUCCUUUCUAUAUUUAUUCCUCCCACUUCUUCCAGUAUUUAUUCUUCUCCCUCUCAUCCAUAUAUUUAUUUCUCCUCUCCUUUCUAUAUUUAUUCUUUCCACUUCUUCCAGUAUUUAUUCUUCUCCUCUCAUCCACAUAUUUAUUUCUCCCUCUCUUUUCUAUAUUUAUUCCUCCCACUUCUUCCAGUAUUUAUUCUUCUCCUCUCAUCCCAUAUUUAUUUAUUCCUCCCCUUUCUAUAUUUAUUCCCUCAUCCACUUCUUCCCAUUUAUUUAUCCGGUAUUUAUUCUCCCUCUCAUCCACAUAUUUAUUUCUCCUCUCCUUUCUAUAUUUAUUCCUCCCACUUCUUCCAGUAUUUAUUCUUCUCCCUCUCAUCCAUAUAUUUAUUUCUCCAUCUCCUCUCUAUAUUUAUCUUAGUAUUUAUUCCUCUUCUUCCUCCUUAUAUGCCUCCCUCUCAUCCAUAUAUUUAUAUCACCCUCUCCUCCCUAUAUUAAUUCCUCCCCCUUCUCCUAGUAUUUAUUCCUCCCGUUUCCCCCCAGAUUUCCCCUCUCAUCCAUAUAUUUAUUUCCCCCUCUCCUUAUAUUUAUUUCUCCCUCUCCUCUCUCUAUUAAUUCCUCCCAUUUCUAUUUACAAUGAUAAUUUUCUCUUUCUUUACUCAUUUGGCUCCACCCACUCAGAGAACUUGCGUUUUGGUUCGCCGUCUCAUUCACUCGACGGUGGGAGGAAAACAAAUUAUAUUAAUCGAUUUAUGAGCAAGAAAUUCAAGACAUGUAAUUAA